This is a messenger RNA of Xenopus laevis (African clawed frog), 2487 nucleotides long. RefSeq names its product nemo-like kinase, gene 2 S homeolog (gene nlk.2.S). Gene Ontology annotation, biological process: signal transduction; regulation of signal transduction; MAPK cascade. Gene Ontology annotation, molecular function: protein serine kinase activity; MAP kinase activity; protein kinase activity. NCBI's taxonomy places the organism in Eukaryota, Metazoa, Chordata, Amphibia, Anura, Pipidae. Gene Ontology annotation, cellular component: nucleus; cytoplasm. The record is from RefSeq and is marked provisional.
GCGAGUGCAGGGACCCCCCUCCCCCAACCCUGUGACUGUGCCGAAUCCUCGGGCCGACUGGGGGGCCCCUGUUACCUGAGCAGAAGCAGCACCAGCAUGUGCCGUGUCCGUGCCCGGGGGACAUCCGUGUAGGGAAGGGCCCAGCUCUCCCCAUGGCCUUCCCGGGCUCGGGCCGUUCCAUUCCGGGGCAGCUGUGCGCGGGGGUGUUCAGUGGUCUCAUCCAGCCCCCCCUGGGCCAAAAGUUCUACUGUCCCAAUGGGGGAGGGGCUGUUCCUUCGCCUUUACCCCAAGCUCUCAGCGCCCCCCAGUGUAACGGGGAAGGGAGAGACCCGGAGCCCGACAGGCCCAUCGGAUACGGGGCAUUCGGAGUGGUCUGGUCGGUGACUGACCCUCGGGAUGGCAAACGUGUUGCUCUCAAGAAGAUGCCGAACGUCUUCCAAAACCUGGUGUCCUGCAAGAGGGUCUUCAGAGAACUCAAGAUGCUCUGCUUCUUCAAACACGACAAUGUUCUGUCGGCACUGGAUAUCCUGCAGCCCCCCCAGAUCGACUGCUUUGAAGAGAUAUAUGUGAUCACAGAGCUCAUGCAGACUGAUCUGCACAAGGUUAUAGUGUCCCCCCAGCCGCUCAGCUCCGACCACAUCAAGGUUUUCCUCUAUCAGAUCCUACGCGGCCUGAAGUAUCUGCACUCUGCUGGGAUUCUGCACCGAGACAUUAAACCAGGAAAUCUGCUUGUCAACAGCAACUGUGUUCUAAAGAUCUGUGACUUUGGCCUGGCCCGAGUGGAGGAACUGGACGAGUCCCAGCACAUGACGCAGGAGGUGGUGACUCAGUAUUACCGGGCCCCUGAGAUCCUGAUGGGGAGCCGACACUACCGCAGUGCCAUUGAUAUCUGGUCUGUCGGCUGCAUCUUCGCUGAACUCCUGGGACGAAGAAUUCUUUUUCAGGCACAGAGCCCCAUUCAACAGCUGGACCUGAUCACGGAUCUCCUGGGCACCCCCCCUCUCACCGCCAUGCGCUCGGCCUGUGAGGGAGCAAGAGCUCACAUUCUGCGUGGCCCCCACAAGCCGCCGUCCCUCUCAGUCCUGUACAUGCUCUCGGGAGAAGCUACCCAUGAGGCUGUUCACCUCCUGUGCCGGAUGCUGCUGUUUGACCCGCUGAAGCGGAUCUCUGCCAAGGAUGCCCUGGCCCAUCCCUAUCUAGAAGAAGGUCGUCUGCGCUACCACACGUGUAUGUGUCACUGCUGCUACUCCGUGUCCUCUGGGCGGGUCUACACUGCAGACUUCGAGCCCACGGCCACCAACCGAUUUGAUGACUCCUAUGAGAAAAGCCUAACUUCUGUCUGGCAGGUCAAAGAGCUGGUUCAUCGCUUUAUCACUGACCAGCACCAGGGGAAGCGCCCCCCGCUGUGCAUUAAUCCGCACUCUGCAGCCUUCAAAACCUUCAUCAGAUCAACAGCGUGGCAUUCCUCAAAAGUUUCCAAGAAGGAAGAAAGAUGAAGAGUCGUCUCAGGAUUAGGCUUCUUGUCCCCCCCUCUUCUCGGGCUGUUAAAUCCCCAGGGCAUAAAGUGAUCUGUUGCUUCUUCAGCUGCUGAAUGGGAGCAUCUCGCCUGCUUAUCCCUUUCUCCCCUUUCCCCCAGCCCAUUCCCUCUUAAAUGGUUUACCUGACACCCCAACACCUUUCUCGUUCAUCACCACAACUGCAUUUUGCCUCCCAGAAUCCUGUGUGGUUCCAUUCCUCCCCCCAAUGGGGGGGCGGCCGUGAUUGGCUGAGGGCCCUGUUCCAUGGAUAAAGGACGCUGUAAAUAUUUUCUGUACAGAGUUUUUCUCUGCCUUAUCCAACUUCCCCUCUCCAGCACUGUCCCGAUAUUCUGUCAUGUUGUGUCACACCCACGGUCUGAACCCUGUGCUGCCAUGUUGGUUUUUAUUUUUGCUCUAAGGCAAUGGAGAAGCCCAAUACAAACAUUUCUCAAUUUUAUACAGCAGGGUACACUGGGAAAUGUUGUUGGCAGCAGCCUUGUGUUACUCUGCUAGUUCUGGUACAGCAGUGACACCCUGGGGUUAUUGACCCUUCUCAUGAGAGUCUCAGUGGUAUUGCAAGAGGUUAAAGACGGCUGUGGUAGGUUCCAUAAUUAACCCUGUCAUUCCUGGGGACAGCAGUUGCAGUAGGCCAUGGCAGGUCGCGUGUCCCAGACAGAAUAUGUUUUGACUGUUUAUUCCUCCCUUCUCACGACUUCCUCAUUUUUAACUUAUAUCUUGUGUACAGAUGUGUGUGUCACGUUGUGUUAGGGCCGAGUGAAAUGUAUCACUGUACCGAUGGUUUGAAACCCAUUCAAUAAUCUACCUCUUCCAUUAAGUGUUUAUUUUUAUUAUGAUUUAUGUUUAAAUAUUGUUUUUUGUUUUUUUUCCUCAAUGUGAAAAAACCCAGAAUCCCUGAAAACUUGAAUUUAGCGUCUAAAAGGUUUUAUUUAGCGUCUGUUGGGUGAGCCUG